AAAAGAUGGAAGCCGCACAAGAUUUGUUCGGAAAUAUUAAAAUUCCUAUUGACAAUGGUAAUGGAGGAGUUAUUAAUCUUAACUCAAUCAUUGAGGUUUCUGAGUUUAAAUAAAGUAAUGAAAAUUCUGCAGAAUGAGAUGUCAAAAACCAACAGCCUCGAUUGCCUCAAGAAGUACUUUGAUAUAUGGACUGAAAUAGCCCUUGAGUUUCAUAAGUUAGAGUCCAGAACCCCACCCGGAAAUUCAUUGGAAGACCCUGUAUUAGUCCAGAUCCUUAAGGAGCAGGUUGAAUUUGCCAGACAGUAUAGAACAAGGAUCAAUUUAUAUAAGGAGCCAGAAUUUCAGAGUAAAAUAUCUUCUGUUUCUCAAAAGAGUCAGAUCUCUUGCUACAAUAAGUUGGCUGGAUAUUACCUCAAAAAGGCAGAAACUGAGAGAGAAGAGAACAGAGAUGGCUUAAUCAUGGAAGCUAAUAACUAUAUCAAUAAGGCAACUGAGCUUUCAUACCAAGAGACUUCUACUAGCUUUAGUAGAGGAUAUUGCAGUUUGAUCUCUGGACAACUCUCUCAAGCUGAAAGAGAAUUUGAUCAUGUUAUUCGUAUGAGUAAAGAUGAUAUUCCUUCUCUUCUUGGAAAAGCAAGUGUUUUAUUUAAUAAGGAGAAAUAUCACCAAGCUUUGGGUUAUUACAAGAAGGUUAUCAAUAUCAACCCAUUGGUGCCUCUAAAUGUAUAUAAUACUUGAGCUUUACUACUAAUUUUAGGUGCUGAUAAAAUGUUCAUAAGCAAAACACAGAGUCCAGGCACUUCCUUUAUGUCGUACAAUCUUGAAGCUCUGAAGGAAGCUAGAGAGGUAUACCAACAAGUACUUGAAAGAGAUCCUAGCAACCAAGGCGCUUUAAUCGGCCUAAUCAUGACAGAUACAGCCAAUGAGGAUGAGUACUUUGAAAAUAUAGCUAAAAGUUUCAAAGCUAACCAGAACAACCCUGGAAUUCUUCUAUCUCUUGGGGAAAUAUUUCUGAGGAAAGGAGAUCUUGAUAGAGCAGAAAAUGUAGCUAACAGAGCUCUAGAAAUCAUCGACAGCACUUCGAAUAAAAAUGACACCAAAAAAGAGAUUAGAGUGCUAAAGUCUAACUUACUAGUUUUAGUUGGAAAGAUCCUUCACUCAAAGAAGGAUUACAAGAAAGCAUUCAAAUUCUAUGGAGAUGCAGUGAGUGCACAGGAAAAUAACCCAAUCGCAUUACAUUAUUUUGGGACGAUGCAUCUACAUCUGAGAAAUUAUAAAGAUGCUGAGAAGAACUUUGAGAAAGUUCUGGAUCUUACUGAAAUUCAAAAGGAAAAGCAACCUUUGAAUAUAGAAACUAUGAAAAUUCUUGCCCAAACUAAGGCAAGGAUGAUGAAACGUGAUGAAGCAGUUAAGCUGCUAAACACUGUUUUGGAGAAUGAUAGAAAUGAUACUGAGUCAUAUCUUCUCUCAGCAUAUCUUAAUGAACAAAAGGAUUACUGAAAGGCACUUACAUGCUAUUUAAGAGCUAUGGAGCUACUAGAGAAGGACUUUGAGAUCCUUAGAGCAUCUAAAGAUGUCAAGGAUCUUAAAGAGGAAGACUACAUUGACCCGAUAUAUUAUAACAACAUUGCUGUUUUAUAUAUGAAGAUUGAGCAAGCUGAGGAUGCAAGAAAUGCUCUGAACAAAGCUAGAGGAACUCUGAAAGCAAUAAGGGAAUUAAACCCUGAUGAUCUUAGGCUCAAAUCUAUCUCACUUGUAUUGAGCUUUAAUGAAGCCUGCCACUACGAAGCUAUUGGAGAAAUAGGAAGAGCUACUAAUAUUUACAAGCAAAUAAUUGAACAAGAGCCUUCUUAUAUCGAUGCUUAUCUUAGACUUGGAAUCCUUGCCAAGCAGAGAGGAGAUACUACUAAAGCAGUCAAGUAUGGUGAGAAAGCUGUCAGCCAACAGCCUGACAAAAAGCCAGUCAUACCUUACUGUGUCCUUGGUAACUUCUAUAUGGAGAAUGAGCAAUAUGUGAAGGCAGAUAGAGAGUUUAGAAAUGCUAUUGGAAAGAAUCCAAUGGAUGCUUAUGCUUAUAUUUCUACUGGAAAUAUCUUCUAUAACUCUUCGUGUAGAUAUAGGGAUAAUCCAAAGAAGCAGGAGGAUAAGCUCAGAGAAGCCCUCAGAAAAUAUCUCAAAGCUCUUGAGUAUGAUGAUUCCAACGCUUAUGCAGCCAACUGUGUUGGUAAUAUCAUUGGAGAGUACGGCAUGAUUGAUGAGGCGGUAGAGAUUUAUAAGGUAGUCGGAGAGAAUCAUCCAGAAAUCCCCCAUAGCAUGAUCAACACUGGUCAUAUCCUUGCAUCUCAAGGAAGAAUUCCAAAUGCCUUAAAAUUGUAUGAAAAAGCUUUAGAAAAAUUUUAUAACGGAAGAAAUGACAAAAUAGAGUCGUGGAUCGCUAAGUUACAUUAUCUCUCAAAAUCUUACGAUGAAUGUGAGAAAAUCUUAAAAACAAUGGUGCAAAGGAACCCUCAUGACAUAAUCCCAAGAUUCAACCUUGCCUUAUGCCUGCAGUCUAAAUCAAUAGACAUCCUUAACAAGGACUUUAGAGAGGUAAAGGAGACCAGAAAGACAAUUCAAAAUCUUGAACUAGCGAAGAAGAUUUUCUCCGGUAUAAUCAACUUGCAACAAAAGAUGAGGAAGUUGCUUCCCUCAAAUUGUAGGGAGGAAAAACUAGCUCAUCACAAAACUGCGCAUUCUCGUAUCCUUAAAAUCGCUGAUGAAAGAGUUCUCUUCAUCACUCAUACCCUAAAGAACCCGUAUCUCCAGCACGACAUUGCUCAGGAACAAAAGGCUAAGAAGAUCUUUGAAGAAAACCAGAGAAAAAUCCGAGAAAUUGAAGAAGCCGAGAGACUCAAGCUUGAAGAAGAGAACCAGAAAAAGCGGGAAUUCCAACAAGCCAGAGAAUCCAAGGCUGAAGAACAAGAUAAAAUUUAUGAGCAGCUUGCGAAGGAAUGGGCUGAAGAAGAAGCCAAGAAAAAGGAAGAGGAGAAAUUCAAGGAGAAAAAGUCUAAAAGAGAAAAGAAAGCGAAGAAGAAAGAGAAAGACGAUGACUUCAUUUCCCGCUCUGACCAAGAAAGCGAUAAAGAUUACAACGCACAGGAAGAUCUGAUGAGACGACAACUGAGAAGCGAGGAAGAGCUUAAAGAAGCAGGCCUCACACGUGAAGAAGCUGAAAAUUUAGGAUCAGGAGGUCUGGCUGAUUUACAAAAAGCCCAUAAGAAAAAGAAGAGCAAGAAGGAGAAAAGGAAGAAAGAUAAGAAAAAGAAGGAGAAAAAGAGUAAGAAAAAUAGGCUUAAGAGAAAUAAACCUGCUGAUGAUGAGAUUUUCGGAGAUGAAGGAGGACUUGAGCCUAAUUUGGCUGAUGAAGGUGAAGGAACUAAGAGACAGAAGUUUGAUGAUGAGUAAUAUGCAAUAAUUUCAGUAUCCUCC
Messenger RNA from Moneuplotes crassus, 3468 nucleotides. The record is from the annotation of a GenBank genome assembly. Lineage: Eukaryota; Ciliophora; Spirotrichea; Euplotida; Euplotidae.